AUGGCGAUGAACUUUGGGGACCAUGCCAGCGGGUUCCGUCACAAUGAUGUGAUCAGGUUCAUCAACAAUGAAGUCCUCAGGAAUGGCGGCGGCCCAGCCUUUUACAUGGCCUUCCGCUCGCGGCCGUGGAACGAGGUAGAGGACCGGCUUCGGGCCAUUGUGGCCGACUCGCGGGUGCCCCACGCCAUUAAGAGGGCCUGUACCUGGAGCGCUUUGGCUUUGAGUGUGCGAGUGGCUGCGAGGCAGCGGGAGCAGCUGCUGUACCGUGUUCGGCGGCUGCAAAUGCAUGUGGAGGAGCGCCAGAUGACCUCCUGGGCUCUAACCUCCCAGCUGCAGCAGCUGCGCCUGCAGCAUGAGGAGGCGGCAACACAGCUGCACCUCACGCAGGCCGCCCUGCAGCAGGCGCUGAAUGAGCGUGAUGGGUUAUGCGGUAGGCUGCGCGAAGUUGAGAGAUCCAUGCAGGUCUAUCCGAUACCUCAGGAUUUUGUACCUGGUCCAGAAGCCGGCCAGUAUGGGCCUGUGGCUGGGACUUUAAAUGCAGAACAGAGUGAGGCGGUGACCACAGAGGCACAGGGAAUGCCACAUUCGGAAGCCCAGAUAGCAGCCCCAGCAGCUGUGUUUUACAUGCCUGAACCCCAGAGUGGCAGGGUCCAGGGCAUGCAACCCCUUCUGCCAAUGCAGGCGCCUCAUCCAGUCCCAUUUCAUGUGCCUUCACCAAUGGGACUGCCAUACUCAACACCUCUACCACCCCCGGUAAUAAUGGAAUCAGCAGCAGCAAUUGCACCACAGAUGCCUCCUGCAGGGAUCUAUCGACCUGGUCUUUGGGCCACAGUGGGGUCCCAGGGGGAGACGGCCCCUCUGUGGGACCAGAAGUGCCAUGGCCAGGAUGGAUAUCCUGAGAAUUUCCAAGGAGUAUAUCUCCCAGGGGAUAACAGAAGCUGCAACCAAAAGGAAGGUUCUGAGUGUCCCCAAGGAAUGACCUCCCAAGGGGACAGCAGCAGCCACAGCCUGAAGAAAGAUCCAGUGAUGCAACAGGACACAGCUCCCCCAGAGUUUAGCAGGAGCCACAGCCUGAAGAAAAAACCAGCAAUGCCCAAGGAGAUGGUCCCCCUAGGGGACAGCAACAGCCACAGCCUGAAGAAAGAUCCAGUUGUGCCCAAGGAGAUGAUCCCCCUGGGGGACAGCAACAGCCACAGCAUGAAGAAAGAUCCAGUGAUGCCCAAGGAGAUUGUCCCCAUAGGGGACAGCAACAGCCACAGCCUGAAGAAAGAUCUAGUUGUGCACAAGGAGAUGGUCUCCCUGGGGGACAGCAACAGCCACAGCAUGAAGAAAGAUCCAGUGAUGCCCAAGGAGAUUGUCCCCAUAGGGGACAGCAACAGCCACAGCCUGAAGAAAGAUCUAGUUGUGCACAAGGAGAUGGUCUCCCUGGGGGACAGCAACAGCCACAGCAUGAAGAAAGAUCCAGUGAUGCCCCAGAAGAUGGUCCCCCUGGGGAAGAGUAGCAGCCACCACCUGAAGAAAGAUCCAGUGAUGCCCCAGAAGAUGGUCCCCCUGGAGGAGAGCAACAGCCACAGACUGAAGAAAGAUCCAGUGAUGUGCCAGGAGAUGGUCCCCCUGGGGGACAGCAACAGCCAUAGCCUGAAGAAAGUUCCAGUGGUGGCCCAGGGCACAGUUCCCCUGACAUUUAGCAGGAGACACAGCCUGAAGAAAGUGCCAGUGAUGCCCAAGGAGAUGGUCCCCCUGGGGGACAGCCACAGCCUGAAGAAAGAUCCAGUUGUGCACAAGGAGAUGGUCCCCCUGGGGGACAGCAAUAGUCACAGGAUGAAGAAAGAUCCAGUGAUGCCCCAGAAGAUGGUCCACCUGGGGGACAGCAGAAGCCACAGCCUGAAGAAAGAUCCAGUGAUGCCCCAGAACGUGGUGCCCCGGGGCACAGCUCCCCUGACAUUUAGCAGGAGACACAGCCUGAAGAAAGUGCCAGCGAUGCCCAAGGAGAUGGUCUUCCUGGGGGGCAGCAACAGCCACAGCCUGAAGAAAGAUCCAGUGGUGCCCCAGGGGACAACCUCCCUGGGGUUUAGCAGGAGGCACAGCCUGAAGAAAGAGUUAGUGAUGCCCAAGGAGAUGUUCCCCCUGGGGGACAGCAACAGCUACAGCAUGAAGAAAGAUCCAGUGAUGCCCAAGGAGAUGGUCCCCCUAGAGGACAGUCACAGCCUGAAGAAAGAUCCAGUGGUGCACCAGGAGAUAGUCCCCUUGGGGGACAGCAACAGCCACAGUCUGAAGAAAGAUGCAGUGAUGCCCAAGGAGAUGGUCCCCCUAGGGCACAGCAACAGCUACAUCCUGAAGAAAGAUCCAGUGAUGCACCAGGAGAUGGUCCUCCUAGGGGACAGCAACAGCCACAGCCUGAAGAAACAUCCAGUGAUUCCCCAGGGCACAGCCUCACUGAAGUUUAGCAAGAGCCACAGCCAGAUGGAAGGUCCGGAGAGGCCCCAGGCAACCUCUCUGGAGGAUAGCAAGAGCCAUGGUGUGAAAAAUAGCCCAUGGAAACACCAGCCUCAGGGGCAGAAGGUCAAGCAACGAAAAAGGAAAAAGGCCUCAGAAUCCCAGCAACAGAAGCCUGCCUCAUGCUCCAGCCCAGUGAAUUGGGCCUGCCCAUGGUGUAAUGCCAUGAAUUUUCCAUGGCACAAGGUGUGCUAUAAAUGCAAGAGAGUCCAUAUGCCAGUUGAGAAUGGCAGCGUUGACCCAGCGUAA
Nomascus leucogenys (northern white-cheeked gibbon) is the source of this 2745-nucleotide messenger RNA. RefSeq names its product TEX13 family member C (gene TEX13C). NCBI's taxonomy places the organism in Eukaryota, Metazoa, Chordata, Mammalia, Primates, Hylobatidae. The record is from RefSeq and is a predicted model, not a curated record.